UAUGUGCGCGAGAGCAUUAAGGCCUAACUACAACAUGCAUAAGCUGCCGUAUGUUACUGUCAAAAAAUGAACGAAAAGCCUGUCAAAUGCAUAACGAAUGGAGAGUAGACUUUUGAAUGACUAUAAUGUGCUUACAUGCAUAAGAAGAAAGUGUCAAAAAACAACUUGUGUUUUGGUUUUGUUUAGUUUGCAUUUUGAAAAAAUGAACAGAAAAUUAAAAUAUUUAAAAACAAUUAAAAUGCUUUCUUCUGUUUUAGAAGGAAUAAAAAUAUUGACAGAAAUUAGUGAAAUUACAAAAAAAAGAGUUCGGUCGUGUUCAGUCAGGGAAAUAAACAGAAAAAGGAAGAAGGAAGGUUUUUUUGUACGAUUCCUGCAAAUAAAGAGGAUUGACCACAAUGAUUUCUUUAUAUACACGCGAAUGACGCCACAAGUAUAUGGACUUUUGCUUACUCUUGUUGAGCCCUUUUUAAAAAAGAAUUCGUUGAGGGAGCCUGUGCAACCGGAAUGUCGAUUAGCUUUGACAUUACAAUAUUUAUCACAAGGAACUUCGUUUCAAUCGUUAGCAUGGUCAUUUCAACUGGGGAAGGAAACGGUUAGGCGCAUUAUUCUGGAGACAGCUGAAGUCCUUUGGACAAAGUUAGGCGCUGUGUAUGUAUCUGAGCCUAAUGAAGAAGAUUUCAAGCAAAUUUCUCAAGACUUCUGGGAACUGUGGAAUAUGCCCAACUGUGUUGGAGCUAUUGAUGGGAAGCAUAUCGCUAUUCGAUGCCCACUUAAAAGCGGUAGUCAAUUUUUCUGCUACAAAAAAUUUUUUUCUAUUGUGUUGUUAGCAGUAUGUGAUGCACGAUAUCGGUUUACCUAUAUAGAUAUUGGCGCAUAUGGAAGUCAGAGUGAUGGUGGUAUUUUUCAAGUGAGUCGAUUUGGAAAGAGGUUGCUAAAUCAGAAACUUCCCAUCCCUCCAGCGAAAAACUUACCAAAUACGCAACAAAAAACUCCACACUUCAACGUUGGUGAUGCUGCCUUUCCUUUAGGGAUAAAUUUAAUGCGCCCAUACCCUGGGGGAAUGCUACCAAAUGAAAAAGAGGUGUUUAAUAAAAGGUUAUCAAGAGCUCGUCGCACAAUAGAAAACUCUUUUGGAAUACUAGUAGCGCGUUGGCGAGUUUUACUAACAACAUUACAUUUAUUUCCGGAAAAUGCAGAAAAAAUUGUUUUGGCGUGCGUUGCCUUACAUAAUUUUAUUAUGCUUAAUAACGUUAAUGAAUCUUCGUAUAUUGCAAGCAACUAUGCUGAUUGAGAGGACUCUAAUGGUGAUUUUCAUGACGGUAUAUGGCGUAGAGAAGUUGAAAGUAAUAUCCCAUCGAUUACGCAAUCUUCUAAUUUGCAUCAUUACGGUGGAAGAAGUUCUUUGGAAAUAAGAAAUAACUUAUGCAGUUUUUUUAACAAUUUUUAAAACAUUUUCUAAAAUCAUAUAUCUAACAUCAUUUCGAACUUGUUUAUUUCUUUUUUAAUAAAACUAAAUGUGGUUUAAUUAAAUUCAUUCAAUUCUUUUUAUUAAAUUACUCAAAAGAGUUCAGGUACAUGCAUUUUAUGCAUCUUUUUAUAAUAAAUAUGUACAUAUAUUUGCUAUAAAAAAUAUAAAGUAUACUAAAAAAAAAUCAGUGCUCCAUGCUUUUUAAAAAAUAAAUAAAUUAUCUUGAAUUCUUGUUUCCUCAAUAUCACUCAUCACUAUAUAGGAAUUCAUCAAUUUGCUGGGACUAGUUGAGACGCUGUGAGUCAGGAGAGGGCACAAUAGACCUUAGGUCGCGGUGCAAUCCUCAUUUAUCUAAUCUAAGAUUGUCUAUUUUCGCGACGUAAGCGAUAUAAUUCCAAGAUCAUUUUCUCCUGGAAUUCAUCUUUGACCGACACUGGCAGGUCCUUCAUUAGACACAAAACCGUCGUCAUAAAAGCCUCGUCAGUAUCACAGAUUUCAGCCGGCGCCGCCAUCUGCUUUUCUAAAUUAUUUAUAGUUGCGCCAAGCUUCUGGUAGAGACUUUCUAAUUCACUACUUUUCUUCUUCUUCUGAGGUGGCGAUGGACUUUCAGUCAAACUAUCCGUUGUUGACGAAUCCAAGACAGAUUCUGCAUUUGCUUCUGCAUUAUCACGGGUGCUGUACAAUGAAAAAGUUAUAUACAAAUAAAACAAACAAACAAAAGUUAUAUACAAAGUACAUACCGACGCGGUGUGACGGAGUCUUUUAAAAACAUCAUGGGUUUCAAAAAACGCCAUUCCUCCAAGUAGCACAUUCCGCUACCUGAUGGAGCUUCUAGCCUUUUUAUUUCCUUGCAGAAUCGCUCCCGGAGUAGCUUCCAUCUAUGUUUGCAUUCUAGAUCUUUUAAUUGAAACAAACAUAUAAAAUAUAUAAUACAAAAAUAUAUGUUCCUAUAACAGUGUUAAUACAUACCACUUUUGCCGCAUUGUUCUGCAAUUGCCUGCCAUGCUUUAUCUUUAUUUAUACGAUUAAAAUAAAAUGGAUCCCUUUUAUCGUACAAACAUUUCUUUUUUUCUACACUUUCUAUUAAAGCUUGGAUAAAGCAUUCGUCGUCCUCCAUAUUUAAAUUUAAAAUGAUUUUAUCUGUUGACAAAACACUCUUCUUCUUCUUCUUCUUCUUCAAAACGAUGUAUCUAUUGACAAAAAUAGAAAACAGCUGAUUCCGUACGGAACAUGCGAUCAGUUUCGCAUUUUGCUUAAGCAAAUGACGUUUGACAAAACUUAACGAAACUUGAUGUUAUGCACAUUAUAGUUGCAACAUACAAUUUGUGUGUAUUCGGACAGUUGCUUACGCUGGCUUAAGCUAGCUUAUUCACAUUAUAGUUAGCCCUUUAGUCAGUUGUUCUUUUUUAGAGACGCGUUUGGAAUUUAGUUAAUAUAAUAAAUAUCUUUGAAUCUAAAAGUAAGUAAAUAAUUUGAAUUUUGAAAUAAUUAAAAAAAAGAUUCUAGUAAAUAAUUUCGGAUUUGUAGUCAAAUAUGCCGCGGGGAAGAAGUCUUUCAGGGUUUGAGCAGGGACGAGCACUAGGUUUGCGUGAAAGUGGUAUGGAAAUUAAAGAAAUUUGCACAGUGUUAAACCGUCAUAGAAAUACGAUUAGUAAUUUCUUAAAAAACCCUUCAAAGUAUGCCACUAAUCAGCGUAGUGGUAGAAAAACCAAAAUAGAUGUUCGAUGCAAACGUCAAUACAACGGCUUGCUCUCGUUGAUCAAAUGAGUUGUUCAGAAAUAAAACGUCAUUUGGAUUUAGAUGUAACAAGAAUGAGAAUUUGUCAAAUUAUUCAUCAAAAUGCUAGCAUAAAACACCUUUCUAUGGUACCACAACCAGACCUUUUGCCUAGGCAUAUAAGCGCACGUUUAGCAUUUGCAGAUAAAUACCAAUUUUGGGAUGAAGAAUGGCGAAGCGUUGUGUUCAGCGACGAAAAAAAGUUUAAUCUCGAUGGACCUGAUGGUUAUAAAAAAUAUUGGCAUCAUACACAAAACCCUCGACGCACCUGUCUCCGACGAGUACACGGCGGAGGUUCUAUAAUGGUGUGGGCUGCUUUUUGUUAUGAAGGAAAAACUCCCAUAUGCUACAUAUCAACCAAAAUGAAUGCACAAAUGUAUUUAGACUUGCUCGAUAGUGAAUUGAUUGAAUUUGCAGGCCAAUUUUACGAAGACGAUUGGACUUUCCAGCAAGACAAUGCCCCGAUCCACAAUGCAACCCUUACUAAAAGUUUUUUCGAGUCAAGAAAGAUUCCGCUUUUGGAGUGGCCAGCAAAAAGUCCAGACUUAAACCCUAUCGAGGAUCUAUGGGGAAUAUUAUCUGCUAGAGUUUUCAAAAAUGGACGCCAGUUUACUACCGCAAAAGAACUCAAACUUGCAAUACAGAGAGAAUGGGCUUCAAUCGGCAUGUCAACGCUAAAAUCUUUGGUUGAAUCGAUGCCAUCUCGACUUAACCAAGUCAAAAUUAAUAAAGGAAAACAUAUUAAUUACUAACAAACUUAAUUUAUCAAAAUAUUUGAAGAAAACACCUUAUUUUUUAACAUGCACAUAUAAAUAUUUUCUAUAAAGCAUAUGUUUAAUUCUUAAUUUUGUUAUAUGCACCAAAGGAAUUUUAAUUAAUUUUUGUUGUAUGAUGUAACUAAGAAAAUAAAUACGAGGGCUGUCCGAUAAAUAACCGACCUAACCAUGAUGCACGCGACUUUUUCAAAUUUUUUUUUUUUUUAUUUUUCUACAUAGUCUCCAUGUAACUCCACACACUUCUCCCAGCGAUGCUCCCAUCUCUGCAACCCUUCCAAAUAGUACUUGGCGUCUUUGUCUGCAAAAUACGAGUUCAGGAAAGAGAUUGCCUCCUCAUUUGACGAAAAUCUCUGGCCGCCGAGCGAAGUUUUAAGUUGAGGAAACAAAAAAAAGUCGCUUGGUGCUAGAUCCGGUGAAUAAGGUGGAUGGUCAAGCAGUUCGAACCGCAAUUCGUGGGUUUUCGCCAUGGCGACUGUUGAGGUGUGAGAUGGUGCGUUGUCUUGGUGGAACAAGACUUUCUUUUUUUGCAAAUGUGGCCGAUUUUUCGAAAUUUCUUCCUUUAGCUUGUCCAAUAAUGAUGCGUAGUAUGCUCCUGUUAUAGUUUUUUCUUUUUCAAGAUAGUCGAUAAAAAUAAUUCCAUGGCUGUCCCAAAAAACACUCGCCAUCACUUUCCCAGCCGAAUACACAGCUUUAGGUUUUUUUGGGGCUGGUUCCCCCUUUUCAAUCCACUGUUUAGAUUGUUUUUUGUUUCGGGCGUAUAAUGAUGAAUCCAAGUUUCGUCUACAGUUAUCACUCGGCGCCAAAAGUCGGUCUUAUCGCCUCUAAACUGAGCCAACAGAGCGCUGGAAAUGUUCAUGCGCGCACGUUUGUGGUCUAGCGUAAGCAAACGCGGCACCCAACGCGCGGACAGCUUUCUCAUGCCCAAAUCAUGGUUUAAUAUGUGACAAACAGUUUCUUUUGACAUCUUCAUAAUCUAACUUUCCCUAACUUUAAUCCGGCGGUCGUCGUUAUCGUUAGUGGUUACAGUUUUAGGACGCCCAGGACGUUCAUCAUCUUCCAAGCUCCUGCGACCACGUUUAAAUUUAGCUGCCCAAAAUUUUACGGUGGUAAACGAUGGUGCAGAGUCACCAUACACAGAGUCCAACUCAUCUUUGAUUUGUGAAGGCGUAUUGCCUUUCAAAAAUAAAAAUUUAAUUACAGCUCGAUAUUCAAUUUGGGGAAAUCACCGAAAUAGACUCACACGUCAACAGAUAAUUGCGCAAGAUAAAUUUCUGAAAUUUUGGCGAGUAGCUAUUAUAAUAUGCACAAUUUGAAGUAGAAACUUUUUUUUUCAGAUGUGCCGCUAGCUUCACGUUGAGGUCGGUUAUUU
Messenger RNA from Bactrocera dorsalis (oriental fruit fly), 5389 nucleotides. RefSeq lists its product as uncharacterized. Lineage: Eukaryota; Metazoa; Arthropoda; Insecta; Diptera; Tephritidae. The coding region runs from base 98 to 1291 and encodes 397 amino acids. The transcript has 4 exons. The record is from RefSeq and is a predicted model, not a curated record.